AGUAAUUUUAUAUGUAAAGGAGUGGGUUUCCUGCACUGUUAAAUACUAUUUAUUUUUCUACGAAACUAAACAGAUUAAUUGAAAAAUGACUAAGUCUGUGUUUUUGCUUCUAUUUGUCAUUACAGUUUGUUACGCUGGAAAUUCUAAUGUAUUCGAUGAAAGUAUUAACGAUAAACAACAACUCGGAAAUAAUUCUUUUGUUAAGUUACUAAAUCCUCUUGAUUUAAAACCUAUAAAACUUUAUUCUGAUGAUAGUGGACAGGAUAACGAAACCAGAUUUAAUAGCAUUUCUGUUUUGCAAGUUGAUGGAGAGAAAAAAGACUCGAGGAUUCAGUGGAGCAGCAAUGAUAUAAAGAAAAAACGAAAUGCUGAUGAAGCAAGAAGACUAGAAAACGUAUUAUAUAUGCUGGGUUCAGUACCGAGACUACUUUACUUAUUAAACCAAUUGCUCGAUUCUUUAAUUGAAUAAAUAAAAUUUAUGUUAAUGACUAAA
Messenger RNA from Centruroides sculpturatus (bark scorpion), 493 nucleotides. RefSeq lists its product as uncharacterized. NCBI's taxonomy places the organism in Eukaryota, Metazoa, Arthropoda, Arachnida, Scorpiones, Buthidae. Bases 86 to 469 code for a protein of 127 amino acids. The transcript is spliced from 3 exons. The record is from RefSeq and is a predicted model, not a curated record.